Telopea speciosissima is the source of this 7437-nucleotide messenger RNA. Its product is annotated as methyl-CpG-binding domain-containing protein 9-like. Gene Ontology annotation, cellular component: nucleus. Lineage: Eukaryota; Viridiplantae; Streptophyta; Magnoliopsida; Proteales; Proteaceae. Gene Ontology annotation, molecular function: protein binding; DNA binding. The record is from RefSeq and is a predicted model, not a curated record. The transcript is spliced from 10 exons. Bases 62 to 6949 code for a protein of 2295 amino acids.
CAAGUUCAAAGAUGCAACGAAGAACAGCGGAGGGACAGUCGGAAUCCAAAUCCCUUCUCUAAUGGAGUUCAAGAAUUCAAGGAGCAGCAGCACCUGCGAUGCUAAACUAGAGAUCCGUCGGUUGCCUCUCAGUAUCGAUCUCAACGAGAUCCCUUCGUCUUCCUCGCUUGAAUCCCCUUCACAUGUUCUUGAUGCCUACGCUGUCGUUCGCAGCGUUCAUGACAACCCAACCCCUGCUUCUGGUGCUGCGGCAGAGUUGCCUGGAGAGGUCCGUGGUGGCUCGGCUUGCAGUGCAUGCGGGCGCCCUGAAGUUAGGGGUAGCGUCGCGGUUUGCGAUGGGUGUGAGCGCGGCUUUCACCUGAGCUGCGCCGGGAUGCGAGGACGCCAGGCUAUCAUGCUCGCGGAAUGGAUGUGUAGUGAUUGUGUGAGGAAAGGAGCUGGGAGUAAGCGCUGGCCUUUGGGAGUGGUUCGCUCGGGCUUCAAGCGGAGUGGUGUUAUGCUUUUGGAUAUCAAUGCGUCACCACCGAGUGAUGGGGAGGGCGAGGGAAGCGACGAUUUACACAAUUCCAGAAUGCAAACUCUGGAUGAAAGUUCUUUCACUGGCAUCCCAUGUAUUGCCCAAACGACAAAUUCAAAUUCAUGGCCCAUGGAAAAUGGAUUUGAUAAACAAAAGGAAUCUGGUGCAGUCACGCAUACAGUCAACUCAAGUCCCAAAGAUGUAGUGUACCACAGUGUGAAUAUGAGUAGAAGUUGGGAGGAGGUUGAUUUGAACUGCAGCCUUAAGGGGAUACUUGGGAGUAAUAAUAAUACAGCAGUUACAGUAUCUCAUCAGAAUCCAAGCGAAAUGUUCUUACAGGCAUUGAGAGAUUAUAUUUUUGAAAGGCAAGGUGUAUUGGCAGAAGGUUGGCAUGUAGAAUUUAAUCCACGGGCAGGGAGAUGUGAUGCCGUUGAAGUCUAUUGUUCUCCAGACGGUAAAAGGUUUGAAUCAAUGGCAGAUGUUGCAUGUCAUCUUGGCCUGCUAUCCAACCGCAAUUCAAUUGACACAGAGGAUAGAAGUGAUGGUUAUGCUACAGUGCAGAAAGGGUUGUAUAAUCGCAGAAGGAGAAAAGAAUCGGCCAGACUUUCACGAACCAGUAGUUUCACAGAAAAUCAAGAACCCUUAAAGAGCAGUUAUGGUAGGGAGCCUUCUUCAGAUGUUGAGGUCAUGGAGACUCCGUCUUGCAUCUUAGGAAAUGGUGUGAGAGUUACAGAGGCUGUACCAGAGGGAAAUGGUGUUAAUGGGGUUAAGCAUCCUAAGGAUGGACUUCCAAUCCAGUGUGGAGAUUUCUUUGUAGUCAGUUUGGGGGAGGUUGAUGGUCGACCAUCAUAUCAUGACACUAGCCAGAUCUGGCCUGUUGGUUAUCAAUCCUGUUGGCAUGAUAAGAUUACAGGAUCUCUUUUUACUUGUGAAGUGUUGGAUGGUGAUAAUUCUGGACCUCUUUUCAAGGUUACAAGACGUCCAUGCUCUGAGGUGCAUAUUCCUAUUGGGUCGACUAUCCUCUCGAGGCCAAAUCUUGGCAGGUCUAAUUCUAACUACGAAGUAGAAAGUGAUGAUCCCACUACCUUUGAUAUGUCAUAUGACAAUGAUGACAAUAUUCAGUUGAUUCUAUCGGAUCCUUGCCCUCCACUUCCGGAACAUGUCUUUUUAUCAUCUUUUGGAAGUUGUCUGAGUGAAACUUCUGAUUUUCAAACAAUGGGUAGUUUGACGUUCCUAUUCAGUUGCCUUCCAGAAAAACCUGGUGAAUGCUUACCCAAGAAUUCAGGGUUGAGGGAUCAAAUCAGAGAGUUCUCAGUGGAGGGGAGCUCUACCUUAUCAGUAUGGGGAAUGGUGUCUCAGACUCUUGUUGGUAAUUGCCGUGAAGUCUUCAAGCGGAUUGGCACUUUUCAGUUUUUAUGCAAGCAUGAUUUGGAUGGGGCAUGCUCACCAGAUUCAGAUGCUGCGGAUGUAAAUAUUAAUGAUGUUUCUGGUUCAUUCGCGAAAUUUUGCUGUUUGUCUGGCCCUGUCGACAUCCCACGUGUGACUUGCAGUGAUACUGAGCUUGAGUCUUUGUGCAAUAUGCUGGCAAAAUGGUUAGACCAGGACAGGUUUGGACUAGAUUUGGAAUUUGUCCAGGAAAUCAUAGAACAGCUUCCUGGAGUUCAUGUCUGUUCAGGAUAUGAAUUUUUGAAAAAGAGAAGUUGCUAUUCAACAUCUCAUACUGUUGGAAGUGGGCUUCUUGCUAAAAGGAAGAAUGAAGCAAGAGGUGAGGAAGGAGAAAUUUUGGAUGGAUCAUGUAGGGAAUAUAAAAGAUCCAGGAAGUGCGAUGUGGUUCAAGGUCCUGAGACAAGUAACCACUGUCCACCUGGCAAACUUUUGAGCUCAAGGCUUCCUGCAGAGCUUGUUGGUGAUGUUCUUCAGGUAUGGGAGUUAUUGUGGCGUUUUCAUGAGAUUUUGGGUCUAAAGGAACCAUUAACGCUAGAUGAACUUGAGGAGGAACUUAUAAAUCCAUGGUUUGAUGGCUCUAAUUUUGUUGAGAACUUGGAAAAAGAAGUUCAAGAAUCUAGAGAACUAUCAUCCCACAAAAGUUAUGGUACAAGUGCCCAUCCCUUAUCUCCGAGCAAUGAAUCAGAUCAUAUGAUUCCUGUGGAAAACCCACAUGCAUUCAUUAAAAUGGAAACAGGAUCAAUGAAGGAAGCAGCCCAAGCCAGGCUAGCAUCCCGUACAUACAGCAGAUGCACUGGUGUAGCUUUGACUAAAGCUCAUAGCUCGCUUCUCAAGUUGCUUAUUGGUGAGCUGCUGUCCAAAAUUGCCCCUCUCAUAGAUCCUAAUUUUGAUGCUGGAGAGUCGAAACCAAGACGAGGAAGAAAGAAAGAUGUAGUGGAUACCUCAGGUCCUAUAAAAAAAAUGAAGAUUGAUAUGCUACCCACUAAUGAACUCACUUGGCCGGAAUUAGCUCGGAGAUACAUUUUAGCUGUCUCUUCAAUGGAUGCUAACCUGGACUCUUCGGAGAUAACUAGUCGGGAAGGUGCAAAAGUGUUUCGCUGCUUACAGGGUGAUGGUGGAGUGCUUUGUGGUUCACUCACUGGAGUAGCUGGAAUGGAAGCAGAUGCAUUGCUGCUUGCAGAGGCUACAAAACGCAUUUGUGGUUCUGUGAAGAGAGAAAAUGAUGUGUGGGCUAUGGACUGCAAAGAUUCUGAUGCAACACGUGCCACUGAAACAAUUUCUGUGAACGAUGGUAAUAUUCCUGAAUGGGCUCAGGCGCUGGAACCUGUGAAAAAGCUCCCUACAAACGUGGGAACCAGGAUUAGAAAGUGCAUCUAUGAUGCUUUGGAGAAAGGUCCUCCGGAGUGGGCAAAGAAGAUCUUGGAGCAUUCCAUCAGUAAAGAGGUUUACAAAGGGAAUGCAUCAGGUCCUACAAAGAAAGCUGUUAUCUCUGUGCUGGCAAACGUGUAUGGUAAGAAUCCACAGCAUAAACCUGGUAGGGGUAGAAAGGAAAGGAGAGUCAACAGCAUUUCGGAUAUGAUUAUGAAACAGUGUCGUAGUGUUCUACGUCGCGCUGCUUCUGAAGACGAUGAAAGAGUCUUCUGCAAUUUGCUUGGAACAACAUUAUUGAACUCUAAUGAUAACGAUGAUGAAGGUGUUCUUGGAUCUCCAGCUAUGGUAUCUCGUCCUUUGGAUUUCAGGACUAUUGAUUUGAGAUUGGCUGUUGGAGCUUAUGGUGGAUCACAUGAAGCUUUCCUUGAGGAUGUCCGUGAGGUUUGGCAAAAUAUUCACACUGCAUAUGGCGAUUGUCCUGAGUUGAUGCAGUUGGCUGGAAUAUUAUGCCAAAAUUUUGAGUCAUUAUAUGAAAAGGAGGUCCUCACGCUUGUCCAGAAAUGUGCAGAACUUGCUAAUGCUGAAUGUUUAAGUACAGAGGCAAAGAAAGAACUGGACGACAUUCUUCUAUGUGCAAAUGACAUUCCUAAAGCUCCUUGGGAUGAGGGAGUCUGUAAAGUAUGUGGCAUCGAUAAAGAUGAUGACAGUGUUCUGUUGUGUGAUACCUGUGAUUCGGAGUAUCACACUUAUUGCUUGAAUCCUCCACUUGCAAGGAUCCCUGAAGGAAAUUGGUAUUGUCCUUCGUGUGUUUCUGGUCAAUGUAACAUUCAAGAUUCAACAAAACCUGUUAUCAGCCGACACCGACGAAAGAGAUAUCAGGGAGAGGACACUCGCAUAUUGUCAGAGUCACUGAUCCAUUUGGCAGCAUCAAUGGGAGAAAGAGAGUAUUGGGAAUUAAGCAUAGAGGAGAGGACCUUCUUGCUAAAGUUCCUAUGUGAUGAGGCACUGAACACUGCUAUUAUUCGUGAGCACCUCGAACUAUGUGCUGAUUCGUCAGUUGAAUUGCAGCAAAAAUCACGGUCACAAGCUCUUGAACUGAGAAACCUAAAGUUCAGAGAAGAAAUGCUAACUGCAAGAGCUGCAAAGGGAAACACAAAAAUGCAUAAUGGAGUUGGAGAAACUGGAAGAGAUGAAGGGAUGGCCAAUAUGCUUACAAACAAUGGGAGAUGGAUGGGGCAGCAGCAUACUUUGAAUAGCAGGACCAACUAUUAUACAAACAGCUCUGCUAAUUUGUUGCGGCAAGAGGAUGGUAUGGAGGGGAGCGAAAUGAAUGAUCUCAACAAACAUCCAUUCUCUUCUCUUUCAAAAGACAUUUUGAAGAAACAUCAUGAUGGCAUUGGAUCUCAAAACAUGAAGCCCGCAGAUACUGAUGGCCAAACAAAGGAUGUACACUCUGCUAUGAUUGACAGUCCUUUUUCUCACAUGUUUUCUUGCAAAAAUGUAUCAAACACAAAGAAUCAGCAGCUUCCGUCAACUCCUCAGCUAGAGAAAGUAGAUGAUUUGGGCAAAGAGAACCAUAUUCAGAUUCUGAAUGGAAAACAUGAAUCAGAUACAGCAAAGAAUGAUCCCUUGCGACCUGCUUUUGAUGUUGUACAAGGACAUUGUCCAUCGUCAAAUACCAUGAGAAACCACCUGGCUGAACAUGUGCCUCCUAUUUCUCUGAACUCAGAUGAUGUCCUUGGCCAUAGUGGUGUUCAAUCUAAUUUGGAUGAUUCACCAGCCUACAACCUUGAAGUGAACUCCCUCAAAGAUGAGAUUAAAGUUUUGCAGGAUUCCAUUGCUGAUGUAGAAUCACAGUUUCUUAAGGUAUCUGUGCGGAGGGACUUUUUGGGUAGGGACUCUGCUGGUCAACUAUACUGGGUUUUAGCCUCACCAGGUAGAUGUCCUUGCUUGGUUGUUGAUAAAAAUGUGGCAGCACAGCAGAGAAAAAGAGCAGUCAAAAUGAAUGAGAACCUAGUUGUGAACAGUUCAACUUUUAGGUCUCUUCCAUUUGCCAGAGAUGUUUAUCAAAGUUCAAGAGGUUCCAAUGGUUCCAGACUAUAUGAGUAUGAAUCAAAUAAUGGCAUUCCUGGAUCCACCUCAUGGGUUUUCUAUGAAUCUGAUUCAGAAAUUCAAGAACUAAUUGGGUGGUUGAGUGCAAGUGUUCCAAGAGAGAGAGAUUUGAGGGAGUCCAUUUUACAGUGGCAGAGGCUGAGGUCUGUAGACCCUCAACAAGGUAAAAACCAUGUUGGGGAUGACUCUCACGUUGCUUUAUCGAAGCCCCUAGAUAGCGAGAAAAUUGUAUCUCCAGAUUGUCUCAUUACUCAGGCUGCUACCAUACUGGAGAAAAGAUAUGGUCCAUGCCUGGAGCCAGAAACCACUGACAUCCCCAAAAAACGGAGUAGGAAAGCAAAAGCAACUCAUGAAGAGAGAAUGUAUAGGUGUGAGUGUCUAGAACCCAUAUGGCCUUUCAAACACCAUUGCCCGUUGUGCCAUCAGACAUUUUGCACUAAUGAGGAACUUGAGAUGCAUAAUGAUGGAAAGUGCAAUUCGGGUGCAUCAGUUCCUGACAACAGCAAGGAAAAUAAUGAUCCCUUGAAAGGGAAAGGAAGGAUGAAGUCUGAAACCAUGCGGCAGGAGUACACCGAUGAAAUGGACAUGGUUGAAGGAUCAAAGAAUGGGAGGUUGGACAUUACUUCUAGGUUGAUCAAAUUUCAAAACAAGGGAAUAAUGUGCCCAUAUGGCAUUGAGGAGAUCAGUACCAAGUUUGUCACAAAAAGUUCCAAUAAGGAAUUGGUGAAAGAAAUUGGCCUUGUUGGUUCUAACGGUGUUCCUUCUUUUGUCUCAUCAAACUCUCCUUAUCUAAGUGACCCUACACUAAUGUUGGUUCCUACUCAAAAAGGUGAAGCUGAUCCAGUUGUUGGGGCUGCUGUGGAAAAGCAUCCACUAUUUUCUCUAGAAAAUAGUGUUGAAGUUAGCAAAAGCAAUGAUAUUAUUAUCAAUGGUUCACCUAAAACGUAUGCUCAUAAUGGCAAUGAUGAGAAUUCAUUAAAAUCUGGAAGAUCCACAGUAGAGUGUACAAUGGAUAGAGAUAAAGUUUCUUCCUCUAGUAACAAAACUCGGGAACUGGAUGUUGGUCCCUGCUGCAUAGUCCCUGAGUCUUCAUUGAGACCAUUGGUGGGCAAUGUUUCUCAGAUUGUAAGGCGGCUCAAGAUCAACUUACUUGAUAUGGAUGCUGCCCUCCCGGAGGAAGCAGUCAGAACGUCAAAAGGGGACUUCACAAAGAGAUGUUCCUGGCGUGCAUUUGUCAAAUCUGCAGAGUCAAUAUUUGAGAUGGUUCAAGCGACAACCAUAUUUGAGGAGAUGAUCAAGACGGAGUACUUGAGGAAUGGAUGGUGGUAUUGGUCAUCACUCUCAGCUGCAGCCAAGACCUCUACUGUCUCCUCCCUUGCCCUCCACAUAUAUACACUGGAUGCUGCCAUUGUAUACCAUAAGGCUCUACUAAAUUUGGAUCUGGUGGACAAUCCAAAGCCUAGCAGGAAGCCAGGCAAGAAAAGGAAAGAUGUAGAGGAUUAAUACAGAGAUCAUGCAUUCUAACUUUGGGAAUUCUCAUGUCAAAACUAAUCUCAGUGGCAGUGAGGUGACAGCUGGCUCCACCCCUGUAAAAUGUAAAUUGGUCCUCUCACCUCAAUGUUGGCAUGUGCUCUGUCAAAUUGAUAUUGAGGGGGGAAAAAUGGAAGUUGGGGAACGUUGCUCAUGCAGUUAUACUGCCACCUCUUUUUGUAUAUAUAGAUCAUUCUGACUUGCUAACAUGGAUGUCGGAUUUAGAGGGAAAGCCCAUUAAAUUAUAUGGAAAGUUGGUGGGGAAAGAGUAUUAUGAGAAAGAAGGCUUCAGAUGUCAAACUAUAGCUCCCACUGUGGGGAUGCUCUGAAAUUGUUCAGUUCCGGGGAGAGAAAAGGCAAUUUCCUCACAAAAGCAAGAUCCACAUCCACAUACAAAGGUACCAAUGUAAAAAAGAAGAUGAAGAAGAGCAGGUGUAGUUGAAUAUAUUUCAUUCUUUAAA